CGGCUGGGGCCACGCCAGCCCCGUGGGACGCUACAAAUUGGGGUGCCAGCGGCACCAGGAAGCUGCUGGGGGGUUCUGCUGCAGGAGGUGGUGACUCCCUCGGGGAGGGAAGCAGCAAAAAUGCCUUCAAUGACGGACCAGCAGGCGGAGGCUCGCGCCUUCCUCAGCGAGGAGAUGAUCGCGGAGUUCAAGGCCGCCUUCGACAUGUUCGAUGCUGAUGGAGGCGGGGACAUCAGCACCAGGGAGCUGGGGACGGUGAUGAGGAUGCUGGGGCAGAACCCCACAAAGGAGGAGCUGGAUGCCAUCAUAGAGGAGGUGGACGAGGAUGGCAGCGGCACCAUCGACUUUGAGGAGUUCCUGGUGAUGAUGGUGCGCCAGAUGAAAGAGGAUGCCAAGGGCAAGUCUGAGGAGGAAUUGGCCAACUGCUUCCGUGUGUUCGACCGGAACGCGGACGGGUUCAUCGACAUCGAGGAGCUGGGUGAGAUCCUGAGGGCCACCGGGGAGCCCGUCACCGAUGAGGACAUUGAGGACAUGAUGAAGGAUUCGGACAAGAACAACGAUGGCCGCAUCGACUUCGACGAGUUCCUGAAGAUGAUGGAGGGGGUGCAGUAAAGGACCAGACAUUCCUCGGGCCGGCGGCUGGGCCCAGCCCCGCUGCACCAGCAGCCAGGGAGCAGCAGCUCCACAGCACCAGCCCCUGGCCCUGCCCUGCGCCGGCCCCGCUGCCACGGCCGAGCUCUUCCUCCCC
This is a messenger RNA of Neopsephotus bourkii (Bourke's parrot), 748 nucleotides long. It is a transcript of the gene TNNC2, whose product is annotated as troponin C2, fast skeletal type. Lineage: Eukaryota; Metazoa; Chordata; Aves; Psittaciformes; Psittacidae. Gene Ontology annotation, molecular function: enzyme regulator activity; calcium ion binding. The record is from RefSeq and is a predicted model, not a curated record. The coding region runs from base 121 to 612 and encodes 163 amino acids. The transcript is spliced from 6 exons.